Molecule: messenger RNA, 739 nt
Organism: Talpa occidentalis (Iberian mole)
Lineage: Eukaryota; Metazoa; Chordata; Mammalia; Eulipotyphla; Talpidae
Gene: MRPL14
Product: mitochondrial ribosomal protein L14
Exons: 3
Coding region: 130-567 (145 amino acids)
Biological process (GO): translation
Cellular component (GO): ribosome; mitochondrion
Molecular function (GO): structural constituent of ribosome
Source: RefSeq, a predicted model, not a curated record
UGCUGUCCUCAUCCCAGCUUUCAGCAGCAGUGUGGGGUGGGCAGUUUCACCAGGCCUUAGUGCUGUUUCGGAGGCUGACCCAGAUAGGAGACCCUGAUCAGUGACUUGGAUUUGCUAUCUUGGGAUCCCAUGGCUUUGACUACUGGACUCUUGGGCCCCUUCACACAUGUAAGCAGAACCCUCAGCCAGCGUCUUUUCAGCACCUCUGGGAGCCUCAGUGCCAUUCAGAAGAUGACGCGGGUGCGUGUAGUGGACAACAGUGCUCUGGGGAACACCCCCUACCAUCGUCCUCCUCGUUGCAUCCAUGUCUAUAACAAGAGUGGGGUGGGCAAGGUGGGCGACAAGAUCUUGCUGGCCAUCAAGGGACAGAAGAAAAAGGCACUCAUCGUGGGGCAUCGCAUGCCUGGCCCCUCAAUGACACCCAGGUUUGACUCCAACAAUGUGGUCCUCAUUGAGGACAAUGGGAACCCCGUGGGAACCCGAAUUAAGACACCCAUCCCCACUAGCCUACGCCGGAGGGAAGGCGAGUUUUCCAAGGUGCUGGCCAUUGCACAGAACUUCGUGUGAGUGGAACCCGGCUGAGGCUGCAGCGGGGCUCACGAGCGGAGCAGGUUGGAGAACUGGACCUUUGCUGAGAGGGAGGGAGUGUGGGCCCCAUGGCUGGUGAACAGUGUCCUGUGAGCAAAUAAACAAGUUUUCACGUAUGUUUUCUUCCUGAGCUUUCUGAGAUGUGGUCAUG